GAAAUCCUUUAACUGACCUCAGCAAAGCGACUGCCCUUCGUUGCUUCUUUCCAUAUCUGCACUCCUCCUUCAUCCAGAAUUUUUUUUCUUGACUCUUUCCAUGGAAGACUCGACGUCCCCGAAGCGAGAAAAAGCAAACCAAGAUCCGAGGGAAGCAGGGCAGCCAUGGGAAGAAGUAACAGCAGCUUCUUCCCAAGGUCUUGAGUCUGGGUUAUCUGAGCCCUUGGAAUUGGAGCAGGGGCUGGAAACUGGACCCCAACCCAGAAGCCCUCCUCAGAGCCCACAGUCCAGAGCCAGCAUCCCUCUGGAUGACCUCACAGGACCAGGUGCAUCAUAUCCACCUUCCCCUCCACAGGAGGCCUCUUACACUCCUUCUCCCCCGGCUCUGGCCAGACAGGACCUUGCAGCGCCAUGGCAGUCAGACAAAACCACUAGUGUGAAUCCCGAAGCUGGGACACCUCACUUCCACCAUUUGGAACAAUCGUCUGAUAAAGGAGAAUCGACUGCGUCUCACACAUUCCAAUCAGAGGGAAGCACCUUCCGACAGUCUCAGCAAACCAAACAUCACCUGUAUGGACCAGAGGAUGUGAACUAUAACAACUCUAAACAAAAAGAGCUGAGAUUUAACAUCUUUCAGGACGAAGACUCAAACAGUAACUAUCAUCUGGAUUACGCUGAACCUGGGGUCUCUGAACUGGCCCCCAGCAUGCUUGAGAUCACCAUUCAGAGUGCUAAGGCUUACCUACAGAAGACUAGUAGCAAGUCUGGCUUAAAUUUGUAUGAUCAUCUUUCUGAUAUGCUCGCCAAGGUCUUAGAUGAGCGUCCGGAAAAUGCUGUGGAUAUCAUUGAAAGUAUCAGCCAAGAUGUGAAGAUGGGACAUUUUAGGAAAAAAUCAGAUACACUCCAAAAUGAGAAUGAGAUGCUUCCAACAUAUGAGAUAGCAGAGAAGCAAAGGGCUCUUUUUCUCCAGGGAAAUUUGGAAGGAGCUGACCAAGAACUAGAAGAUGAAAUAGCAGAAAACGCUCUCCCAAAUGUAAUGGAGUCAGCUUUUUAUUUUGAACAAGCUGGAGUUGGUUUGGGCACAGAUGAGACUUAUCGCAUAUUUCUUGCCCUCAAGCAGCUUACCGACACCCACCCCAUCCAAAGAUGUCGUUUCUGGGGCAAGAUCUUGGGUCUGGAAAUGAAUUAUAUUGUAGCUGAAGUAGAAUUCCGUGAGGGAGAGGAUGAAGAGGAUGUGGAAGAGGAAGAUGUAACUGAAGAGAGGGACGAUGCAGAUAGCGAAGCUGAUGAAGAUGACGAAGACCAAUUACCAAGGACCUUUUACAAGACCCCACAGGCUAUACCAAAAGAAGAAAACAGGACGGGUGCCAACAAAUAUGUGUAUUUUGUUUGCAACGAACCAGGAAGACCAUGGGUGAAGUUACCCUCGGUUACGCCUGCACAAAUUGUUACUGCAAGAAAAAUAAAGAAAUUUUUCACUGGGCGUUUAGAUGCUCCCAUCAUAAGCUACCCACCUUUCCCGGGAAAUGAGAGCAAUUACUUACGAGCACAAAUUGCCAGAAUUUCAGCAGGGACCCACGUCAGUCCUCUGGGAUUCUAUCAGUUUGGUGAAGAGGAAGGAGAGGAGGAAGAAGAGGUAGAAGGCAGACGAGACAGCUUUGAAGAAAACCCCGAUUUUGAAGGCAUCCAAGUGAUCGAUCUUGUGGAAUCCCUAUCCAAUUGGGUUCAUCAUGUGCAACACAUUCUGUCCCAGGGCCGCUGUAAUUGGUUUAACCCCAUACAAAAAAGUGAGGAGGAAGAAGAAGAGGAAGAUGAAGAAAAAGAAGAAGAGAAAGGAGAAGAGCCUGACUAUACAGAACAGGAAGUGGGGCCACCUCUUUUGACACCAAUCUCUGAAGAUUUAGAAAUCCAGAAUAUACCACCUUGGACAACACGGCUAUCCUCAAAUCUCAUUCCUCAAUAUGCUGUUGCAGUCCUUAGAUCCAACCUUUGGCCUGGGGCAUAUGCCUUUUCCAAUGGCAAAAAGUUUGAAAAUUUCUACAUAGGCUGGGGUCACAAAUAUAGUCCAGACAACUACACACCCCCAGCUCUACCACCAGUGUAUCAAGAAUACCCCAGUGGAGCAGAAAUUACAGAAAUGGAUGAUCCUACUGUGGAAGAAGAGCAGGCUUUCAGAGCUGCACAAGAAGCAGCUGUUCUUUCAGCUGAGGAAAAUGAAGAAACUGAGGAAGACGAAGAGGAGGAUGAUUAUGACCAAGAAUAAAAUUAGCCCAGGGUCAAAAUGGAAGACUGAACAAAAGCACAAAUCUCUCUUACCACGAUAAUAAAAGAAAAAGUUAAUAAUAAACAUUCAGAUCUAUAGUAAAGCAAGAAAAGAAAAGUAUAAAGGAAAAUCAAAAUGGUAAGUAGGGGCCAUUUUAGGAACUAAAUUCUCAGUACCCUCUCCCCAAACUAAGUGGUGAGAUGUGAAAUUAAGCAUAGAGCAUUCAGCAUAAAGCUUGGAAUUGGGAUCAUAGCCUGUUUGGGAGCAGAAGAUCAAAGAGCUGCAUUUAUCAAGCAGUACUGCAAGCAGAGAGGUGCAGCUUGCCCAGGACAGAGGCAGUACCUCCCCAAGGCCAAGACCUUAUGUCAGUCACGGAAGAGGAACCCAUAGUGAAAGGACUGAGCUAAGCAGCCAUGCAUGUAAGGCCUGGUCUGGAAGUGGAAUAAUAGUAUUUAGAAAGUUGCUGAGACUGCUAUGAAGCUGUUUAUUUCCACAAAGUAGAUGUGACUCGUCUCAUUUUAGCUGGAUCAGCUGACUUUAAAACUGAACUAAGUCAAUCUGAUAUGUCUGGUCAGAGGCUGCAAUCAAAAGAUUUAAAAUUAGUUGAUAUAUCCCAUGGUGGUGAAAUGAAAAACAAGCUAUUGAGUUAUCUACUGAUGUUCUUUCCAAUGAAAUUCAUUCAAAAAGAGAAAUUAAUUCAAUACUUGGGUGAAAUCAGCCAAGAACAGACAAGUACUAUUUUGGAGCCAAAGAUACACUAAAGGUUUUGGAAGUGGGAGCUGUAAAGAUUCUAACAGUUUAUGAAAAUCUGGAUAUAAUGAGAAAUAUUCCUCAUUGUCAAGGCACAGAAGAGGAGAAAAUUCUCUAACUGCAGAAUAAGAUGAUAAAUCUCAUUUCACUGACAGGACAGGUACAUGAGCUGAUUAAGAACAUGUCCCUGCUGGAAUGGUUUGCUCACAACUAUAAAAAAUUUGGAGCUACACUGGAAAUUGUGAUAAGAAAGAUCCCAGUCUGUGAACGGAUUUGGUGGAAUUGGAAGAAUCUUGCAAUACUGAGCUGAGUUCCACAGAACACAAAGGAGGACACGAUGAAUUUUUUUACCUUGAUAACUAAUAGGUAGUUGACAUGAGUCCCACAAAAUGUGCCUCACCCUGCAGCAUCCAACCCAAGAAGCAUACCCCUGCUGGAAUCCAAGCAGAUCCCUGCCUUAAAAUUGGACCAUUUUCAGAACUUAAUCCAGGAGCAUCAGAUACUGAAAAGAAAACCAAAACAAAACCAGAUCCAACCCUACACUUGGUUUUGCCAUGGUGCCAACAUUGCAACCUACAACUAAGUUCCUAAAUGCUACUUUGGACUAAUUUAGAAAGAAACCCAGUUUUUACUUUACUUGAUGAUGAAUUGGUUGCUCUUGAAUUUUCUGGAAAAAAAAUUUUUUUAACCUUCAUACACAUAAGCAAACAUGAUUUAAGUGCUAUAAAUCUUCAAAAGUUAAUAAAAGUGACAUAAAAAAAAGAAAUGCUAGAGAUCAAACACUUGGGCUCAUUAGUAGGCUGAACAUGGCUGAGGAAAGAAUCUCUGUGUGUGAGGAUAUGACAAGAAAUAUUUCCUAAAAUGAAAUGAGAAACAUAAAAUUUCCCAAAAUGUAAAGAGAAAAAGAUAAAAAAAAAAAAACCUAAAAAACAAAAAAAACCCUCAAUAUCCUGCAUAUCCAAAAACUGUGGGAGAACUGCAAAAGGUGUAACAUACACAAAAUAGGAACACCAGGAGAGAAAGAAAGGAACAAAAGUAUUAUUUAAAGCAAUGAUGACUGAGAACAUCCCCAAAUUAAUGUCUGACAUCAAAUUAUAGAUCUUGGAAGCUCAAAAAACACCAAGCAUAGUAAAUGCCAAAACAACUACAUCUAGGCAUAUCAUAUUCAAACUUCAGAAAGUCAAAGAUAAAAAGUCUCGAAAGAAGCCAGAGGAAAAAAAACACCCUACUUAUAGAGAAACAAAUAUGAAAAUUACAUACGACUUCUCAGAAGCCAUUCAACUAAUAAAAGACAGAAGUGAAAUAUUUAAAUUUUCCAGAAAAAAAAAAAAAAACUCUACCAACCUAAAAUUCUAUAUCCUUCAAAAUAAUCUGUCAAAAGUGAAGGAAAAAUAAAGAAUUUCUCAGACAAAAAAAAAUUGAGAGAAAUUAUUGCCAGUAGACCUGCCUUGCAAAAAAUGUUAAAAGAAGUUAUUCAGAGAGAAGGAAAAUGAUAUUAGUCAUAAACAUGGAUCUCCAUAAAGGAAGAGCAUCAGAAAAGACAUAGGUGAAGGUAUAAAAAAACUUUGAUUUUUCUCAUUAAUUGAUGUAAGAUUGACUUAAGUUUAUUCAAAAUAAAAAUAGCAACAAUGCAUUCAA
Messenger RNA from Neofelis nebulosa (Clouded leopard), 4651 nucleotides. It is a transcript of the gene RSPH4A, whose product is annotated as radial spoke head component 4A. The record is from RefSeq and is a predicted model, not a curated record. Gene Ontology annotation, cellular component: radial spoke; axoneme. Gene Ontology annotation, biological process: cilium movement involved in cell motility; axoneme assembly; cilium assembly. The transcript is spliced from 7 exons. Bases 101 to 2263 code for a protein of 720 amino acids. Lineage: Eukaryota; Metazoa; Chordata; Mammalia; Carnivora; Felidae.